AUGUCUGCGAUUGUGUCCGCCCUCACCCAGUGUGAGUUGGAGGAAAACAACAACUUGGUGGAGAUCCUCAGCGUGGUGAGAUCCAGCCGGCGGUCUCUGAGCGACGCUAAACUAGCUCUGGUGGUUCGCGGCUUGUGCACCCAGAACCUGGCCCUUUUGGCCUUGCUCAGGCAGUGCGACCAGGAAAUGGCCAAUGAUGAAAAAGAGGUCUUCAAGACGUUGGUCAAUAACUUUAUUGUGUGGUUUGAGGAUGCACUUGUGGUGUUUGAACGCUACUUGCUGUGUUUCCCUUUGCCAGAGGACUACGACUACGCUAAGUUCCUGAAACCGGUGCUCCAUGUGGGCUGCUACUCGGCCUUCAUCGACCUGGCCAUCUCCAGCUUGAGAAACCCGUUCAUUGUGGAGAAAUUGACUUCUUUCAGAUGCAACAUCACCAGCUUGCUCGACCGCUACUCGGAGCACUUGAAGCUUCGUAACUUGGACAAGAUCUCGUUCGAUAAUGUCCAGGCUUUUGGCGGAAACAAGGUAUCCUGUUCAUUUACUAUCGACGAGAUUGUCGACAGAACGAAAAACGAGCCUUUGUCCGUCGGCCUGGCCCAGGUGGAAUUGCUCCUUCUAAAUCUCAAAAGCAGCUCAGGUGCUCCUCGUUCUCCAGGCUCGAAUUUCAACGCGUUGGCCGUUCUUCAGCGCCAGGGCGACGACGAUCCUCGUCUUUUGAUGUACCCUCCGUUCCGUAUCAACGAAGUUGCUAUUGGUCUUGGUAAAGAGGGCCUUUCGUUGCAAGCCAUCUCUUUCUUCUCGAAAGCUCCCCUGGACAACAUCACCAUUUCUGGAAAGCCCGAGACCUUGGAACGCUGGCACAGCAAGCUCUCCAAAAUCCUACCUCAGAUCAACAAUAAGUUCGUCCCCAGUGACAAGCUUGAGCUCGCUGGUUUGGGCAUUUCUUGCCUGAGCUCCGACGAAGAUUCGGCAGAUUCACCUAAUAACGGCAGCUUUGCCUCUUUCACGCCGCCUUCGGAGGACACCUCUGACGAGGAAGUCAAACUGCCUGCUGAAAUCAUGAGAAAGACGCUCCAAAGCGGGAGAACUUCAACCGGCGAGGUCAUCAAAACCAUGAAUGUCGUGAACAGUGUGGUUCCCGGCUCUGCAAAGGCCGAAUACUGCCAUGCUGAUGAUGUGGAGUCUGUGAUAAGCAGCGACGAUGAUGACGAGCUUGAAGCUUCUUUCGAGAUCGUUAAGCCAAAGCCCAAAUCCGUGUCGCCUCCACAGGCAACUGUUUACCGAAACGCAGCUGGUUCUGCGAUCAACAUCCACGAAUUUGGCAAGAACUACAAUCCAUCAUUUGCCUCUGUUAAUGAGAUUGGCGAGAGAAAACCAAAGAAAAACUUCCUCUCCAGCUUGUUCAAGAAGAACAAGUCUAAGGAAUCCCUUAUCGAGAAGCCAGCUGAGCUGGUUCCAGCAAAGGAGAAGCCCAGCCAGGCGCCACCAAAGAAGACAAAACCUGCUCAGAAGAGUGCUCCAAAAACUACUUCGAAGCCACAAAACAAGCCUAGAGAGCCCAGAAUCAAAAAGCCCGUCGACAAAUCGAAAGAGUUGCCUACACCUACGCUUGAGCAGCAGAAGGAGGCUCAUCAGGUCCAGAAGCCUCCACCACUUGACUUGUCCAAUAUACCCAAGAAUUCAGAGACCUCCUCGGGUCCUCUGAGUGCCACUUCCAGCACUUUCAGAAGAACAUUGCCACCCCCAUUUGCAUUGCCCUCUUCUACAUCCACCUACUUCUUCAAGCCUCCUACGCCAGCUCCAGUUAGCAACAACAACUCGUCCACGAGUUUGACGAGCAACACCUCGGAGCAGCCUUUGAAGAUUCCAGGCUCGUUGAAGGAUGUUAUCAAUUCCGAAAGCACAAUUGACUUCUAUAUCACACCCACGUCGCCAAAGACGUUGAAGGUUUCUAAGUGGAAGCACAAGUGUGCCAAAUGGGAGAUGCUUACCACCAACGAGAACCUUUUCGUCAAGAUUGUGACAAACUACGAGAUGCACAGGUCGUGGUUGCUUACCUUCAAGGAGGAGUACGACGAGGAGUACGACGAAGUCGUCGACAAGCCUCUCCUUAUCAUGAACUUGGACAACAGCACCCACGUCAGAAAGUCGUCUGCUUUGGAUUUGGAGAUCCAGGCCACCAACUCCAUUGAUGGCGAAAAGAUGCUGAUCAUGAUCCGCUGCUUGAACGGUGGCUUGAUGAACGACCUCAUGAAGAACUUGGAGGACAUGGUGGACAUGAUGUGCAGCAAGUCGCCCAGCAGAACCACACCUUCCGAGUCCAACUCCACGUUGAUGUCUUCGCUCAUGAGCAAGCCUUCCCUUUCGUCUACCUUGACCAGUAUCCAUCUUGAGGAUUCGAGAGAAAACAGCUUGAGUCCUCAGGUGCCACAAGAACCACAACAAGAAGCAGCCUCCCACAUGCUUUUGCUCGACCGCAUGACAGUGAGACUCCACAAGCAGUUGGAAUCCUACGACAAGAUCCACGAGUUGUCGUCAUGGAAAACCCUCGCCAUGUACACCUUGAGUGUGUGCCAUUCAGCCGGCAGUGUCGACAAUGGCCUGUACCAUUUAAUCUUGGAAAGCCAGGGCAGAGGCGACGAGCCAAAGGAGAUUUCGUGGUCGUUUGGCGAAGAGAAGGUGAAUGAACGUAUGGAGAAGAUUGGUAAGGCUGGGUUGUUGGUGAGACCUGGUCUGGACAUCUACAUGAUCGAGUGCAAGUGCAAGAGCCAGCUCCGUCGGCUCCAGGGACUCUUUUAG
Messenger RNA from Candidozyma duobushaemuli, 2799 nucleotides. RefSeq lists its product as uncharacterized. Bases 1 to 2799 code for a protein of 932 amino acids. NCBI's taxonomy places the organism in Eukaryota, Fungi, Ascomycota, Pichiomycetes, Serinales, Metschnikowiaceae. The record is from RefSeq and is a predicted model, not a curated record. The transcript has a single exon.